Molecule: messenger RNA, 4073 nt
Organism: Uloborus diversus
Lineage: Eukaryota; Metazoa; Arthropoda; Arachnida; Araneae; Uloboridae
Gene: Vha100-1
Product: V-type proton ATPase 116 kDa subunit a 1-like
Exons: 19
Coding region: 305-2791 (828 amino acids)
Biological process (GO): proton transmembrane transport; vacuolar acidification
Cellular component (GO): vacuolar proton-transporting V-type ATPase, V0 domain; vacuolar proton-transporting V-type ATPase complex; plasma membrane
Molecular function (GO): ATPase binding; proton-transporting ATPase activity, rotational mechanism
Source: RefSeq, a predicted model, not a curated record
UUUGAUGUAAUUUUCCACUCUGAUGCCACUAGCAGAGAUUUCUUGCCUUUUAAAUUUCCAGAUUUCACACUUUUUUCUCUGUUUAUGAUCUGCUCUAGUUCAUCCAGAGGGCGUAAUGAUGUUAUUGAUUUCUGCUCUGAAUGCUCUUUAACGUGAUGAACUGCGCUGAAAGUUUCUCUUCGUAUGUUUAAGAGUAGAUUCAUUUCUGAAUCUUUGAUUUCAAAUUCACUUAAUUCUGAAAAAAUUCUGAUGCGUUCAAGGCCCCUUUGAAAAAUAUUUGGAUCAGUAAUUUUUUUCAACAAUCAUGGGUUCUCUUUUCCGCAGUGAAGAGAUGACAUUAUGUCAACUCUUCCUUCAGUCUGAAGCUGCUUAUGCCUGUGUUUCUGAACUUGGUGAACUUGGAUUGGUUCAGUUCCGAGAUCUGAAUCCAGAUGUUAAUGCCUUCCAAAGAAAAUUUGUGAACGAAGUUAGAAGAUGUGAUGAGAUGGAAAGGAAAUUAAGAUUUUUAGAGAAGGAAAUUAAAAAAGACGGAAUUGCCAUGAUGAGUUUUGGUGACAACCCUGAAGCACCGCAACCCCGAGAAAUGAUUGAUUUAGAGGCUACUUUUGAAAAGCUAGAAAAUGAAUUACGUGAAGUUAACACGAAUGCUGAAGCUUUAAAAAAGACAUAUUUGGAGUUAACAGAGCUGAAACACAUAUUGAGAAAAACUCAGCAGUUCUUUGACGAGGCAGAAUUUCAUCAUGUGCAGAUGCACGACCCCAGUAUGCAGGAAGAAAGUGUGACAUUACUUGGAGAAGAAGGAUUGCGAUCAGGAGGCCAGGCCCUAAAGCUUGGUUUCGUUGCUGGUGUUAUUCUGAGAGAAAGGUUACCAGCAUUUGAAAGGAUGCUGUGGAGAGUCUGCCAUGGAAAUGUGUUCCUGCGUCAAGCAGAUAUCGAUACUCCUUUAGAAGAUCCAGUUACUGGUGAUCAAGUGUAUAAAUCGGUUUUCAUCAUAUUUUUCCAAGGAGAUCAACUGAAAACUAGAGUAAAAAAGAUAUGUGAAGGGUUUCGAGCAACUUUGUACCCUUGCCCAGAGACUCCAGCUGAUAGAAGAGAAAUGUCCAUUGGUGUCAUGACUCGCAUUGAAGAUUUGAAUACUGUUCUUGGACAGACACAAGAUCAUCGAUAUAGAGUUCUUGUAGCUGCUGCUAAAAACAUCAAGAGUUGGUUUGUAAAAGUUCGCAAAAUUAAAGCUAUAUAUCACACCUUAAAUCUCUUCAAUUUGGAUGUCACUCAGAAAUGUCUCAUUGCUGAAUGCUGGUGUGCCUGCUCUGAUUUAGAUAAGAUACAGAUGGCAUUAUGCAGGGGCACAGAGCUUAGUGGUGGCAGUGUUCCUUCUAUUUUGCAUAGAAUGCAGACUGCUGAAGUACCUCCGACAUUUAACCGAACCAAUAAAUUUAGUCAAGGUUUCCAAAAUAUUGUGGAUGCAUAUGGUGUAGCUAAUUAUCGUGAAGUUAAUCCAGCUCUUUUCACUAUUAUAACUUUUCCAUUCCUGUUUGCUGUGAUGUUCGGCGAUGCUGGUCAUGGUUUAAUAAUGUCACUUUUUGCUGGCUGGAUGGUUUUGAAAGAAAAGGGUCUUGCUUCAGAACGCACAGACAAUGAAAUCUGGUUGACCUUUUUCAAUGGCAGAUACAUAAUAUUGUUGAUGGGAGUUUUCUCUGUUUAUACUGGUUUGAUCUACAACGAUAUCUUCUCAAAAGCCUUUAAUUUGUUUGGCUCUUCUUGGUAUCCACAAGCUAAUUUUGAAACAAAGUUUCUUCCAACAUUAUAUCAAUUGAAUCCAACCAACGAUACAGACUAUAUGGGCAUACCAUAUCCAUUUGGUGUGGAUCCUGCAUGGCAAGUUUCAACUAAUAAGAUCCUGUUUUUAAAUUCUUAUAAAAUGAAAGUUUCUGUAAUAUUAGGUGUCUCGCAAAUGAUUUUUGGAGUUGUUCUAAGUUUAAGGAAUCACCGGUACUUCAAUCAACGGUUAAACGUAAUCUGCGAAUUUGUUCCUCAAUUAGUCUUUCUUGUUUCAAUUUUUGGAUACUUAGUUCUACUUAUAUUUUCAAAAUGGACAAAUUAUGAUGCAAGAUUGUCUGGUUGUGCUCCUAGUCUACUCAUUAUGCUCAUCAAUAUGUUCCUUUUCAAAUAUCCUGAUGAACCUUGUUAUUUAAAAAAAAUGUAUGGUGCACAAGCUGUAUUUCAAGGAAUGCUUGUUACAAUAGCUCUCUUAUGCAUUCCUUGGAUGCUUUGUGCAAAACCUUACAUGUUAUACAAGCAAUGGAUCACAAGACCAGCUACGACUGGUGCCAACAAAACCGGAGAGGAAGCAUUAGCUGAUGGUGACGGCGUUGCAAAAGAAGUUCAACCAGCUGAACAAACUGUUUCGGAAGACUUUGAUUUUGGAGAUAUUUUCAUCAAUCAAGCUAUCCAUACUAUUGAAUAUUGUCUUGGUUCAAUAUCUCACACUGCUUCAUAUCUUCGAUUGUGGGCGCUAAGUUUAGCACAUGCACAGCUCUCAGAAGUUUUAUGGUCUAUGGUUCUUCGUCUUGGACUUGGUGGAGUUAACGGUAUAGUUCUGUAUUUAACAUUUGCAGCGUGGGCAGUUUUAACUGUUGGUGUACUCUUAGUCAUGGAAGGUUUGUCUGCAUUUCUGCAUGCUUUGCGUCUACAUUGGGUUGAAUUUCAGAGCAAGUUUUAUCAUGGUGCUGGUUAUAUGUUUGUGCCAUUCUCAUUUGAGACCAUAUUAGCAGCCGGAACAGAUGAAUAAGUUGAAAUGUGUUCAUAUGAAGAGAGUUUUUUUUUGAGAAUGUAUGUAAAUUUAACAUCGUUUUUGAAUUGUUUUAAAUUCCUGUCUUUCAAAAUGUUCUUGCCACAUUGUUCAGCAUAAUUUCGAUUUAUUUAUUAAUUUUAUCGUUUUGUUUUAUUCAUGAUCUGAAUGCCUUCAUAGAUGCCUUUUGUGUGGACUUUCAAAUAUGAUUAAUGAAUGAUUCAACAAGGCAUUAUUUGGGAACUAUUUUACAUCCUAUGUGUGUUCAAGUACAAAACAUUAUUAUUUCUCAUUUUAGCUGUACGUUUCAUUUAAAUUUAUAUUAAUGUUUUAUAAUUCAGUUUCUCUCUCUACCCUCCCCCCCCCCCCCCAUCUAACUUUUAGAUUCAGUUUCAAAGAUUUGAAUUCUAAAAAACUAAUACAUUAAAGCGUUCAAUGAAAAAUAGCCUUUCAUUAAAAAAAAAUUUAAAACCUUGCUUUUUGUGUGAUCAUGUUACACUGUUGAAUCCGUGCAUUUAUUUUUUUGCUUGUUGUAUAAGUUACAUAUUGUUAAGAAAUUAUGUUUCUUUUCUGUAUAUAUGUUUUUUUGACACAUAAGUUGACAUGUUUUUACACACUUUUAAAAUUUUAAACUACAUUUGAAAAUUUUAUUUAAUAUGUUGAAUUUGUUUCCUCUGUGAUAGUUUGCCAAAGUAGUAGUAACUUAUAAAAAUAUAGCUGUGAAUUUUUUUUGUUACUGCUUUUUUAAAUGUAUGAAUAUAAAUGUAUUUUGCUGUAUUUUGUGGAAUAGUAUAAGUUUAAAAUGCUGACGUAUAUUUUAAAUAAUUAUUUAUGGUAUUAUUCCUAAGAUUAAAAAAUCAAGCAUGAGCAGAAUAAUACUUAAACAUAAGAAUAUAGCUUUAACGUUAGACGUAUUAAAAAUUUGUUUCUUAGAAAAUGUGCAAUAUUGUAAUUUGGGGCUCAUUUUCAAAUAAAUGAAUGGAAAAAUUAUACACAAUUUACUUAACUGUAUGAUUAAAAUCAUUAGAAAAUGCAUUUGUUUUAUGAUUAUUGUGAAUGCGAGACAUACAUACUCUUUACAUCACAAAAUAAGUAAAUAAAUUUUACUUUUUUAGUUUACUUGGCAACAAGCGUUUCCCAUGCUGUUAAAAAUACUUCAAUUUCUUAAAAGAACAAAAAAUGGUACAUACAAAAUACCCCCAAAAUAUCCAAAAUGUACAUACAAAAUAAUAAAAUUCUUCAAUUUCUUAAAAGAACAAAAAAUGGGACAUACAAAAUAAAU